Bacidia gigantensis is the source of this 6123-nucleotide messenger RNA. RefSeq lists its product as uncharacterized. The record is from RefSeq and is a predicted model, not a curated record. Gene Ontology annotation, molecular function: RNA-directed RNA polymerase activity. NCBI's taxonomy places the organism in Eukaryota, Fungi, Ascomycota, Lecanoromycetes, Lecanorales, Ramalinaceae. The transcript is spliced from 5 exons. Bases 1 to 6123 code for a protein of 2040 amino acids. Gene Ontology annotation, cellular component: nuclear RNA-directed RNA polymerase complex. Gene Ontology annotation, biological process: siRNA processing.
AUGUUGCAGUACAGUACUGCAUGCAUUGCUAUACUAGCGGAUCCACUCAAGGAUAUCCCUCUUCCGUCCUCCUUCCCAGCUCUGGUGGAGAAAGCCGUAGGCCAGGCAGUACGGAGUGUAUCAGUACAGAAGACUAUGCCGGUGUACAGCUUACUUUCUGGUCUUGGGUCAGAUUACCUUGACUCUUUGCCUGUAAACCUACUUGUCCAACUACAGGACGGGGCGUUAAGCGUAUUGAAAUCAAUUGACCUUGAGGACCAUUUGGCCAACUUACUAUGUCUUGGUAUCUUAGGGAAAUUAGCAAAUUCAGCCUCGCAAGCUAAUGCUAGGCCAACGACUCGGGAACGUUUUCAGGCAGCUCGGCGCUUCUUCGCGCCUGAGAGAGCUCCAAAAAUCUUGGACAUGCUUGUAUUGCAGGUACUUUCCAUCUGCAGCAAAAGCUCGCCAUCUACAAGUGAAUCUGACCUUGAGAGUCUGGAACUCGCCAUAGUAAUCACGAAGACGGUCGAGGAACGAGAAAGGGAAACGUGGUGUAAUGGAGAUGCGAACAAGACAGGCACUGCAAGUAAGGCACAAAGAGUCUACAGGAAGAUAACAAAACCCGACCUUGACGUUGGGGUCCGGAGUAAAGCGUUAGAUUUUGUCUGUAUCCUGAUCGGUGAUCAACCACUGCCGAAAGAGCUUAUCACCAGAUUCGAAGAACAUCUUCAUCCAAGACAACUUGUCUCCCUGACCCCACUGAGCAUGUCCAAAGCCUUUGGUCAAGUAAAGGAAUGCAAAGUCACAGAUGGAAUAAAAGCUGUAUUAAAUCUAAUCUUAAAAGCUCCGUGCAACACGCUUGACUCGCUGGUCGAAAUGGACUGUGCAAUAAACCUUGCCAAAGCGUUGGCGAUCAACAUAGACAGUAACUCAUUACUCCUGAACGCAGUGAUACCUCAAAAGCCGACGGACGAUUUUCUGCAUCUGCUGACGGGAUUCAUAACAUCGGCAGGAGACGUGGGAAACGAGAUGGCAAGAGAUGGGAACGGUAUUGCUUGUCCAGUGAUCGUGACCGAAACUUUGACCCAGCUGUCGGAAUCUCUAAGGGCACUCUUCCUCAGAUCUUCCUUACUGGCAGGACGAGCUCACCGUGCUAUCUACUUGCCUUUCUUGGGCUCGCUGGUCGAACUGCAUCGAGGGCAAGCCAUUCCUAGAGGUCGAUGCGAAUUCUGUGAAGGAGGUCUUUCUGUCUCUAAGUCAGUGCCUCCUCUUUAUGAAGUCGGAAGUACACCGGAAGCUCGAUCAGUCAGCCAUGACUGGAAGAAAACACUGGUGAAGCAGCUCGAUGCGGACUCAGAUCUUCAGUACAAACAUAUUGUUCGCAUUGUCGGUGACAUUUGUUGCGACCUAGAAUUGCGCUGCAACCAAGUGGAAGGGCCGCUGCGCGCUGAGCAAUUGAGAUGCAACAAUCUGCAGAAAACGAUCCAGGACUCUAGCGCAAAAGUUCAAGUGCUGGAAAAGGAAGUCAGAAAUCUUUCCUCGGCGCAAGAAGACAGUCAUGCUAAAGCUGAAGACCUUGCAGAUCAGCUUGAGUCUAGUCGAACGAAAGUUCAAGACGUCUUGAGCAAGCUUCAGAAGCAGCAAGAAGACUUCCAGAGAUCGGAAAGCGAGGCUCGAUUAGUCCUGGAAGCCGCCAUGGAAAGCAGCAGGGAACGUGAUUUAGUAUAUUUCGCGACGCUGAAAGGCAAGGACGAGAAGUUCGAAAAUCAACUUUCCGAGCUUCAGUCCACACAGUCCAUGUUAGCUGAAGCCAGAAGAGAGAUUGACAAUCUAGAACAUCGAAAGCAUGAUGACAUGGAAAUGCUUAGAGGUAGAGAUCAGGCUAUUAAAAGCCUUGAGGAAGCCUGUGUGGACGCCGAAACGACAGCUGAGACCCAGAAGGUGGCGAUUCACGGAUUACAAGACACAAAGACCGAACUUUUGAGAGAGAAGGAACAGGAAGUCUUUGCGGCCAAAGCAGCCGCAGAGCAUAGUGCCAAUACUAUCGCCGAUCUUGAAGAUCGUCUUCAAUCGACUGAAAAUGAUAUAUGUCAACUGAAGGAAGGCUUUAACACCCGAAACGCAGCCAAAGAUGCUGAUCAUGCUAAAGCCAAAGCGUCCUUUGAUGCAGCAAUCUGCAAACUUCAAGAUGAAGUUGCGCAGGGGGUAUUGAGAAUUAUCGCAGCUGAGACAGCAAAAGACGCAGCAACCUCUAAGCUGGAGAAACGAAUAUGUAUUUUCCGACAAGAUCGAGACAGAAGGGCCAGAGAAUUUGCAGAGGCUCAAGAUCUCAGCCGCCGAUUGAUGAGCGUCGUCGGCUGUGGCAAUCCCACAGCUCCAAAGAGGGCUCCCCAGUCCCCAACAUUGUCGUUCGAGUCCGAAAGUUCGAGCUGGAGUGGAGCUCCCACGCCCAAACGUAGCAAAACACAGUUGUUAUCAGCUAUACCAGGAUUCUUCAUAGAGUUUGGCAUCAUGUAUUCGCCUACAGUGAUGCUGCGUAAGAAACGAUACAUGCAACCGGCCGAUUCGCCACUAAAAUUUGGUCUGAACAUGCGUUUCGAAGAGCUCAAAAUCGAUUUCGAAUUGCACGAAGGGCGGAAGUCUCAAGAAAAGCCUACAAGCCACAAGCUGAGAUUCACCAUUCCAUUCCGACAAAUGCAAAGUAUUCAGACAUUACCCGCACCUGAUAAGCAACUCAAGCUACUCGUGUCCUUAGACACUCCACCGAAGGUUUUUAAGAAACUUGAUGGCAUAGUCGUCUUUGAUGAAAAGACUCGUCUCUGGACUGAGCGAGACAUGUGGUUUCGUCAAACAGACAUGGUCUCGGACAGGGGAAGACAGAAGCUCAGACGUAUGCCUGUUUCAUUGACCAAAAGCAGCCCAAUGCUUGAUUUAGGUCGCUGGACUACGUACUGCCUGAGCUUUAAAAUGACAGCUGCGAGUGAGGUUCAAUUCGGUAAAAUGCAAGAAAUCUUACAGGACUUCAACAUUGAUUUGGUAAACUCGCCUGACCUCACGAUAAUCGAUAAGCUGGAUCGAGUCCCCUGGAAUUACACAGAUCCACUAGAGUCACAAAUUGAUAGUGACCCCAGUCUUGGACAGGAUCAGAAAACUCUUCCGUUCAAGGUGCUCUAUCAACUUGAAGUCUGCCUCUCGCAAGGUAUACUUGAUGAACAUACUUUGAAACCAGCUUUUGGACGGAAACUCAUGAGUAUGAAGCAACUUGCAGCGAUAGAAUUGCUAGAACUCGCUGCAGCACAGAGAAAGCGCAUCUUUGACCCCAUGUCCAUUUUCGAUCUCGAGAUCUCUGCACCAGGGUCCAGCGGACAUGUGCCAUCAUAUUGUGUUCCCGUCCACUCCGUUGUGGUCACACCGACAAGCCUCAAAUUCAACACGCCCACUAUCGAGACUUCCAAUCGCAUCUUGAGACAGUAUCCUGCGUAUAACCACCACUUCAUUCGCGUGCGAUUUACUGAGGAGAGCCCUGGAGAGAAAAUAUACUCAACUCACAAAGAGACCCAGAACGAGAUCUUCACAAGAAUCAAACGAACCAUGUCGAACGGCAUCAAGGUAGGUCACCGACACUACCAAUUCCUCGCCUUCGGUAAUUCUCAAUUUCGUGAACAUGGGGCGUACUUCUUCGCGCCUACCGCUGAUCUAAGGCUGGAGAGCAUUCGGGGCUGGAUGGGACACUUUGAUACUAUUAAAUCAGUAGCACUCCGUGCUUCUCGAUGGGGCCAGUGUUUCUCUACCACGAGGGCGGUUACCACCGUUGCCGAGCCCGUCGAAAUCUUCGACAUCCGUCGGAAUGGCUUCCUAUUCACGGAUGGAGUCGGCAAAAUCUCACCCUUCCUGGCAGAUGAGGCUGCUGAUGAGCUAGGCAUUAGCCGCAAGACUGAAGACACACCUUCAGUCUUCCAGAUUCGGUUUGGAGGCUGCAAAGGUGUGCUCGUGGUCUGGCCUGAAUUGUCUGGUAGACAAAUACACAUUCGCGAGUCUCAAUACAAAUUUGCUGCCUCGUCGGAACAGCUGGAAAUAAUUCGUUGGUCUCAAUUCGCAUCGGCGAACCUUAAUCGUCAAAUUGUUCUAGUACUCUCGGCUCUUGGUGUCCCUGACCAUGUUUUCGUCAACAGAUUGCAAGAGCAGUUGCGAGGAAUCGAUGACGCGAUGGAGGACCCUGACAAGGCAGUCGCAAUUCUCCAAAGAGAUGUGGAUCACAAUCAGAUGACACUGAGACUAGCAGGCAUGAUUAUUGAUGGCUUUCAGCACCGCCGUGAACCAUUCACCAUGUCGCUUCUCCGCCUGUGGCGAGCCUGGUCGAUCAAGUACCUCAAGGAGAAAGCACGAAUCACAAUCUCCGCAGGUGCUCAUCUAUUUGGUUGUGUAGACGAAACGGCGAUACUGAGGGGACAUUUUGAUGAUGGCCUCCGAGUACCUCCAGAUGCCCCAUUUCAUGAGAAUGGUCAACACACUCCAGAAGUAUUUAUCCAAUUGUCAAAGGGUCCCGAAGGCAAGCCAAAAGUGAUCGUUGGUCCUAUGGUUCUUGCUCGGAACCCGUCACUCCACCCUGGAGAUAUUCGUGUCGUUCGCGGGGUUGAUAUUCCACAGCUGCGACAUUUGAAAGACUGCAUCGUACUACCUCAAACAGGGCAUAGAGAUGUUGCAAGUAUGUGUUCGGGAGGAGAUCUAGAUGGCGAUGACUUUAUCGCAAUAUGGGAUUCGGAUCUUUUGCCAAAAGAGUGGAAUUAUGAACCGAUGGAUUAUACUGCACCUCCAAGGUCUGAAAAAGUGGGCGAGAUCACUACUGACGAUCUUACCACGUUUUUCAUUCAGUACAUCAAGAAUGACAGUCUGCCCAGAAUUGCGCAUGCACAUUUAGCACAAGCAGACUAUUGUGAAGAUGGCGUGAAAAAUCAGAAAUGCCUAGAGCUUGCAUCGCUUCACUCGAUGGCAGUCGAUUAUCCGAAGACUGGCCAACCAGCUAUUAUGACGGAUGAUCUUAUUCCUAGAAAAUGGCCUCAUUUCAUGGAGAAGAAAAAACCACCGGAAAAAAUCUACCAUUCUGACAAAGUUCUGGGUCAGCUAUACGACCAAGUCGAGAGAGCCGGCUUUGAGCCUGCAUAUUCAGCUCCUUUUGAUCAAAGAAUCAUUCAAGCUUUCAAAUUGAGCCAGCAAACGCUGCAGGAUGCAGCAAGUCUUAAACGACAGUAUGAUGCUCAAGUUCAGCGUAUUAUGGCACAGCAUGCCGUCAAAAGCGAAUUCGAAGUUUGGUCAACCUUCGUGAUGGAACACAAUAACGCCAACGAUUACAAAUUCCAUGAAGAGAUCGGUCGCGUUUCUUCCAACCUCAAGGAGGGCUUUAAAGACUUGUGCAUUCAAAAGGCAGAAGGGAAGCAAUUCGAGAAGCUUGCUCCUUUCGUAGCUGCCAUGUACAAGGUGACUGCUGACGAAGUGACGUCGGCCGUCAAUCAAAAUAUGCGUAACAAACGUAUCAAUGGAGACGAUCAGCCAUUAAAAAACUUUCCUGUCGAGACCAUGCCAUUAAUGAGCUUUCCAUGGAUUUUUCAUGAUAUUUUGGGUAAGAUUGGGAAGUCACACCCGCCGGAUCACUUACAGGUAGAGAAGGGCACUCAACUCGGCGAGCCCUGUAGCUUGGGAGCUUCAGCUCGAGUGAAGGUCAUGGAAGAGAAGGAUGCUCGUUCCGAUAUAGACGUCUCUCAGAGCGCGCAGACUCUACCACAGACGAUGCCUCGGCGCGCACAUUCAUCAGAAAUCGAGUCGGGGCGUCAAAAUUUCAGUAAGCCUUCGCUACUGUCAGUCGAGGCGUUAAGCAGCGAAGCAAAUCAACAUAGCUUCAUGCCUGCUAUGCAACCUCAAGAUCACCAGCCUACCGGGUUAGGCUCACUGGUAGGACAAUCCAAUCUUAUCAAUACUAUUGCUAGUCACCACGCAGGAAGCGCAGUCAGAGGGAAACAGAGGGACGAUCUUCAAACAGACAAGGAUGACAAGGAUGACAAGAGUGAAGAGGAAGUGGAUCUCGGACUUGGACAGCGCAUGACUCUGGCUGAGCAGAUUACCAGAUUUCAUGAGAGAACGAUGUCAUAG